AUGUCGAACUCCGCGCAGGCGCAAAACGCGGAGGCGGAAGCAGCCUCGACUUACGUCGAGCCGGAGAGCCUAUUCGCCCAGUGCACCGCUGCGAUUGGCACGCGCGCCAAUGUGCGCCUCCUCCGGUGGGACUUCCUGGACGAUCGCGCUCGCCGCCUCGCGCUGGCGACGACAGACGCAGAGCGUGCGGCGCUCGCGCUGCCGAGGCGGCAGGAUCUCGAGCGGGACCAUCCUGCGGCGUUCUAUUCGCUGGAUGAGCUGCAGGCGCUGCCACGAGGCAACAAGGCCUUUGCUGGUGGGCCGCUGCCGCUCGUAGCCGUCUCGUACUGCUGGCGCUCUGCUGCGCAUCCCGACCCGUUUGGGCAGGCGCUCGUGCGGUUCGCCGCCGCCGUACGGCACGCGCAGCGUCACCGUGCGCAGCGGCACAACGCUCUUCUUCCCAAGGCCGUGGCCGUCUUCUUCGACUGGUGCUCGCUCGACCAAAAAGAUGCGCAAGGCAACCGGACGGACCAGGAGCGCGCAUCCUUCCAAGGCGCGCUUGCGUCCAUGCAGCUAUGGUAUGCCCAUCAGCUCACCACCGUCUUCAUGAUGACCGACCCCGCGACCGACCCCGCGUCCGACACGCUCGUUGACUCGCUGUCGUAUGGCGCUCGCGGGUGGCCCACGUUUGAGUCUCGUUGCGCGAUGCUCGGCAAGCGCACCUCGCAGCACGCGUGGCCGCUGCUGGUCGAUGUGGCCGCCCUCGGAUGUGACGCCGGCCGCACCGAAGCCGGUCAGGCGCCGCGCUACCCGCCGCUGCGGCCCGACGAGUUCCACGCGCUGCUCGCGACGAAGCGCUUCACGAAUGGUGCAGACGCGGAGCUGGUGGCGAACCUGUACACGGCGACGGCGCGCGAGGUGAUUGGCGGCGCGAGCAUGCUUAAGUUCGGCGGCUUACAGUGGGGCGACGCUGAGCUGGUCGAGCUUUGCGCGUGGCUGCCCCACUGCCAGAAAUUGCGCACGCUCAGCCUCGUUGGCAACCGCAUCGGCGACGGCGGCAUCAGGGCGCUCGCCGCGGUGGCGGCCAGCGGCGGGCUGCAGCAGAUGCGUGAUCUCAACAUUGGUAGCAACGUCAUCAGCGACCGCGGUGGCCGUGCGCUGCUCAAGGCCAUCGAAGCGGGCCACUUCCCGGCGAUGACCAAGCUGGAGACCCAUGGCAACCGCGACCUCUCGGAGCUCAUGCGGACCAGGCUGCGCGAGGCGUUGCGCGCACUCGAUCGUGAGAGGGCGGCGAGGGCGAGAGUGCGCACUUCGUCGGGAAUUAACUAG
Messenger RNA from Emiliania huxleyi CCMP1516, 1308 nucleotides. RefSeq lists its product as hypothetical. The record is from RefSeq and is a predicted model, not a curated record. Gene Ontology annotation, molecular function: protein binding. The coding region runs from base 1 to 1308 and encodes 435 amino acids. The transcript has a single exon. Lineage: Eukaryota; Haptophyta; Isochrysidales; Noelaerhabdaceae.